Xiphophorus couchianus (Monterrey platyfish) is the source of this 2294-nucleotide messenger RNA. RefSeq names its product synaptotagmin IXa (gene syt9a). Gene Ontology annotation, cellular component: dense core granule; plasma membrane; exocytic vesicle. The coding region runs from base 38 to 1723 and encodes 561 amino acids. The record is from RefSeq and is a predicted model, not a curated record. The transcript is spliced from 7 exons. Gene Ontology annotation, biological process: calcium-ion regulated exocytosis. NCBI's taxonomy places the organism in Eukaryota, Metazoa, Chordata, Actinopteri, Cyprinodontiformes, Poeciliidae. Gene Ontology annotation, molecular function: clathrin binding; phosphatidylserine binding; calcium ion binding.
ACGAGAGACCGUCCAUUUAUAAGGAUGCUGGUGGGAAAUGCCUGGAGACAGAGAUGACGAGAUUUGUCAAAAAGCACUCGAACUCCUGUCAGAUCUUUGCUCAAAGGGGGAAGUGCAGAAUGAAAACUGUCUGGAUUUUAUCUACUAUUUCCGAGAUCUCACCAGACCACGAUAUUCUGAUUCAGAUAUAUCAGUGAGUCUACUCUCACUAGUGGUUACUGCCUGUGGAUUGGCACUAUUUGGGGUUUCCCUCUUUGUCUCCUGGAAACUCUGCUGGAUACCAUGGAGGGAGCGAGGACUUUCACCCACAACAAAGGAGGCUCAAGGGCACAUAAACCCCACCAUGAGCCCUCUGCCCACACAGCCUGCACCCCAACAGCCAGUUUACACUGCCGUCGACCCUCCGAUGCACAACCGCCGUAAGUCUUCACAUUGUUCUGUCGCCAAAGAGCCUACACCCGUAGCCUCUAUUGUGUCAGUGGAGGCUCCCAUGACUCCCGUGUCACCUCCACCUGUGGUGCUGGCCACACCAGAGGCAGCUAUGAAGAUAAGCCACACAUUCCCGGACAUACCACUGGAUGCUCAGAGUAAAACUCGGGAAAACGGAGUUCACACAAACCCUCGAAUGCAGAGGCAGACAACAGAACCAGCACCAGGUGGUUGCUCAGAAAUGGGUCAAAGUUCCAUUCGCAGACAUAUCAACCUCUCUAACCCAGAUUUCAAUGUGGCACAGUUCCAAAGACAGGAUUCCCUUACUGGAAUGGGUCUUGGCCUUGGCCGCCUCAAACCCGAGCUGUACAAGCAACGCUCACUUGAGGGGGAUGAGGGCAGUCGCAGAGGUGGGGGUUGUGGGCGCCUCCAUUUUAUUCUUAAAUUUGACUGCGACUUGGAACAAUUAAUAGUUAAAAUCCACAAAGCAGAGGACCUCCCAGCCAAGGAUUUCUCUGGUACCUCUGAUCCUUAUGUUAAGAUCUACCUGCUGCCUGAUCGGAAGACUAAACACCAGACCAAGGUGCACCGCAAGACGCUCAACCCUGUGUUUGAUGAGGUCUUCCUGUUCCCUGUGGCCUACUCUGAGCUUCCCACACGAAAGCUGCAUUUCAGCAUCUACGACUUCGACCGCUUUUCACGCCAUGAUAUCAUCGGUCAAGUAGUGGUAGACAACUUCCUGGAUCUGGCAGAUUUUCCCAGGGAGACAAAACUCUGCCGUGAAAUCCAAUAUGUCUCCUCGGAUAACGUGGACCUUGGGGAUUUGAUGUUCUCCCUCUGCUACUUGCCUACAGCAGGCCGAUUGACCAUCACCAUGAUACAGGCUUGCAAUCUUAAGGCCAUGGAUAUAACUGGUGCAUCAGAUCCGUAUGUGAAGGUUUCUCUGAUGUGUGAGGGUCGGAGACUGAAGAAAAGGAAGACAUCUACGAAAAGAAACACCUUGAACCCAGUCUAUAACGAGGCUAUUGUCUUUGAUGUCCUUCCAGAAAACAUUGAGCAGAUCAGCCUUUUAAUAGCAGUGAUGGACUAUGAUCGUGUGGGUCAUAAUGAGGUCAUUGGUGUGUGUCGAGUCGGCAAUGAUGCAGACAGCCUCGGUCGAGAACACUGGAGUGAAAUGCUCACAUAUCCACGGAAACCUGUCGCCCACUGGCAUCCUCUUGUUGAGUACCAGGGGACUACAAGUAGUAGCCAAGGAGGAUCUUGUAAUUCCCUCAAAGCUCCUCCUUCUCCGUAGCCUUCAGCAAAAAUUUUAAUGAAACUACUGAUCAACCUGAAGCUCUUGCUGAGUAAUGCUGAAUGUUGUUCAAAAAUGGUUUUAAUAAAAUUAAUGCAGGCAUUUAGUAACAACUAUGGAAAGGAGAGAUGCACACUGUCUUAUGUUGCAUGUAGAAUGAUUGCAAGAAUGGAUGUUUUGUUUUUUAUGAUGUUUCAUUAGAAAAACAGGUGUAUGCAGACAUUUUAAGUCUGUGCAAUUCCUGCGUUUAUACAGACUAUACUGUUAUUUAUUUUUACAUAGUCUUGGUACUUGUUUUAAUAAAGUGAGUCUGUACUUGCAAGAUGUACUUAAAACCAUUUGAACUGCCAUGCCAUUUCUUUUGUUCUAUUUGGUGUUGACUUGGUGCAUGAGGUCAUGGUUUGGUGGGAAGUCUCUUAGUUUGUUUGCUUCUGUUUCUAUUUUACAAUGCAGUGUGUUGCUUUGUCUGUUGAUGUGAAGUAACGGUUAAUUUACAUACAAUGUAUAUGUGAGCAAAACUAUGUUGAAUGUUGGAAAUAAAUAGCGUCGAAUAAAAGUAACUGCAGCCUUU